AUGGCUGCAAGUGACACGAUGCCGUCGCCGAUGCCGGCCGGCGGAGACGCAAUCCCGCCGGGGAGACCGAUGUCGACGGAGCAACACUUGUUGGACAAAGGAGCUCAGAUGAUGCAGUCUCUUAAGCCGGCGAAGGAGAUGAAACAACACGUUUGCACUUUCGCUAUUUACAGCCACGACAUGACUCGUCAGAUCGAGACUCACCACUACAUCACCCGUCUCAACCAGGACUUCCUCCAGUGCGCCGUCUACGAUUCCGACCGUUCCGACGCCCACCUCAUCGGAGUGGAAUACAUCAUAUCGGAUCGGAUGUUUGAGAAUUUGUCUCUUGAUGAGCAAAAGCUUUGGCACUCCCAUGCUUAUGAGGUCAAGUCAGCCCUUUGGGUGAAUCCCCGAGUUCCAGAAAUGUUAGGAAAGCCAGAGCUCAAGGAUAUGGCCAAAACCUAUGGCAAAUUCUGGUGCACGUGGCAGGUUGAUAGAGGCGAUGCGCUUCCUAUCGGUGCGCCGGCGUUGAUGAUGUCGCCGCAAGCGGUGAGCCCGGGAGUGGUGAAGGCGGAGCUGGUGAUGAAGAGGGACGAAGAGUACAACAUAUCGACGGAGGCGCUGAGGCAGUCGAGGGUCGAGAUCGAGGAGCCCGAGUGGAUCAACCCGCAGGCCGACUACUGGAAGCAGCACGGCAAGGGCUUCGCCGUUGACAUUCAUCCCACUGAGAUGAAGAAAAGAGCACCGUUUCCUUGA
Molecule: messenger RNA, 738 nt
Organism: Morus notabilis
Lineage: Eukaryota; Viridiplantae; Streptophyta; Magnoliopsida; Rosales; Moraceae
Product: oil body-associated protein 2C
Exons: 4
Coding region: 1-738 (245 amino acids)
Source: RefSeq, a predicted model, not a curated record